Molecule: messenger RNA, 921 nt
Organism: Aureobasidium pullulans EXF-150
Lineage: Eukaryota; Fungi; Ascomycota; Dothideomycetes; Dothideales; Saccotheciaceae
Product: family A G protein-coupled receptor-like protein
Exons: 2
Coding region: 1-921 (306 amino acids)
Biological process (GO): monoatomic ion transport
Cellular component (GO): plasma membrane; endoplasmic reticulum
Molecular function (GO): monoatomic ion channel activity
Source: RefSeq, a predicted model, not a curated record
AUGGAUUUCCUCCAGAAGAGAAACGACGCGCUCAAUGUCAACCCCAACAUGGUCAAUGGAAAGUCUUCCGACAUUGCCAUCACCGUCCGCGGUUCCGACUGGUACUGGGCUGUCUGUGCAGUCAUGACCAUGGCCACAUUUGUCUUCCUGGGUCUCGGUGUCACCAAGCCUCGCCAGCACCGUGUCUUCCACUACAUCACUGCUGCCAUCACUAUGGUCGCUGCUAUCGCGUACUUCUCUAUGGCCUCCAACCUCGGCUGGACCCCCAUCGACGUCGAAUUCCAGAGAAACGACCCUGAAGUUCGUGGUAUCAACCGUGAGAUCUUCUACGUCCGCUACAUCGACUGGUUCAUCACUACUCCUCUCUUGCUUCUCGACUUGAUGUUGACCGCUGCCAUGCCUUGGCCUACUAUCCUCUUCAUCAUCCUUGUCGAUGAGGUCAUGAUCGUUACCGGUCUCGUUGGCGCUCUUGUUCGCAGCUCCUACAAGUGGGGUUACUUCGUCUUCGGUUGCGCCGCACUCGCCUAUGUUGUCUGGGUCCUCGUCUGGGAAGGUCGUCGGCACGCCAAUGUCCUCGGCCGUGAUGUUGGCAAGGCUUUCACCUUGUGCGGUUCGCUCACCACAUUCCUCUGGAUUCUUUACCCUGUCGCCUGGGGUAUCUGUGAGGGCGGCAACAUUAUCUCUCCCGAUUCUGAGGCUGUCUUCUACGGCAUCCUUGAUCUCCUCGCCAAGCCUGUCUUUGGUGCUCUUCUUAUCUGGGGUCACCGUGGUAUCGACCCUGCCCGUCUUGGUCUCUACAUCCAUGAUUACGAUGAGAAGGACCCUGCUGUUAAGGACAAGGUCGGCGCUCCUGGUCCCAAUGUUCACCCCAACUCCAACAACGGUGUUGCCACCAACGGACAGACUGCAGAGACCGUCUAA